Lachancea meyersii CBS 8951 is the source of this 4650-nucleotide messenger RNA. The record is from the annotation of a GenBank genome assembly. NCBI's taxonomy places the organism in Eukaryota, Fungi, Ascomycota, Saccharomycetes, Saccharomycetales, Saccharomycetaceae.
AUGUCUUUCGGACUUGCGAAUGACUGGGGACUUGGAAAUAAUGGUGUCAAAAUAUCCAUAAACUAUUUCGAUGGGAUUAUAGAGCAAAGUCUCUUGGGCGCCCUUGGGUCUGCAGAGCUACAACUGAUCUUCAAGUCUCUACUGAAAAGAGACGAGACCACCAAGGAAAAAGCACUGUGCGAUUUGCUGGCUUUGCUGGGCGACGAAAAAAACAGAUAUUUAUUCGAAGAUGAAUGCUUCGCCCUAUGUUGGUCUCAAAUCUACGCCAAGCUGACAACGAACGAGUCUCGAAACGUUCGGGUAUCAGCACACACAAUUACAACAGAUGUGAUCAGACUUGUCGGUAAAAAAAGUGGGAAAUUUCUGAAGGACUUUGUGCCGUUUCUGCUCUCGGGAAUUUACGACCACGAUGCCUUCGUCUCCAAAUCAUGUUCAAAAAGCUUACUGCACUGUUUUGGUGACAACUCUCAAAAGGUCAAUGCUCUUUGGAAACUAUUCCAAGCACAGGCCCUCAGGCUUGUAAAAGAGGUGUUGAUCGUGGAAACCCCGGAGUCGCUAGCAGACGAACGCUAUGUGUCGAAACAGGACUUACAACUGAAAUAUGCCCGUGUGGCAAUGACCGCAAUCUGUAUGUUGGACCGCUUGGCCAGGGAGAAUCCCGAAAACUUCACGCCCGAAACCUCUGAAUAUCUGGACAUCUUGUCAAGCGACAGUCUGUGGAACUUGUUGUCUUUCAAAGACAUCCACAGUCUCAAAACAUGCGAGGCGCUGAUGCGCUUGAUAGGAACCAUGUGGGAUUUGGGUUUUUUGACCUCAUGCAAACCAGUUAUUAAGCUAGUUUCAAAGCGAUUUCUGAAAUCGAUCGGUCAGCUAUCAGGAAAAAAUGUGCCCAUUGCCUCGCCCUUAUUCCCAAAAAUUAUGUGCCUACUAUCUGAUUUGCUUCAGUACAAAGAUGGCAAAAUGCUUUCAUGGGAUAAAGCAUCUCACGAGAAAAUCAAAAAGCUUUUGUUGUUGGGACCUGCGAAUUCAGAUCCUUCCUAUUACAACGCGUUGCUCUCGCUUUAUGAGAAAAACAAUGCGGUACUGGGCUUCGACUACCACUCAGAGUGGCUGGAAAUAUGGCACAAAAAUCAUAAGUAUGAGAGCCAAAGACGAGGUGUGCCUGUUAAAUGCCAAGCUAUGUCAGACAAGUUUUGGGAAGCCUACCUCAGAUUUAUCUCUCUUGCACCAGCACAAUUACACGAAGAGAUUGUAGAGGCUUCACAUAAUGAAAUCUUCACGAGUCUGAAGGAGAAGUCACUAACGAAAAACCCCAGCAUUGUCGACUUAUUCGUGACGGAACUUUCUUUCGACGCUUUGGAGAUAGAGAUCACAAGUUUGCUGCCAUCAGGGGUUAAUAGUGAACAAAAAGAUAAGCAGUACCUGAAUAACCUUUUCACCAUUGCAUUUUCCAAGAAACAGAAUGAAUUAUUUUUGAGACAUAUAUCAGAGGUUAUGAUUGCAUCUAUGAAGCAACAUGAGUUUCGAAGCUCGCAUUAUGGUUAUAUCUUCUUUACGCAAACAAUGGAUUCGAGCCACUUACAAUUGCGGGAUCAACUAAUCGAAUUACUGGAAUUACUAUCAAGAAAUCUUUCUUCGGAAAGUUACCACGCUGCGUCAAAUAUCUUCACAAGUUUUUCCCACACAUUUCCCGUCGACCAGCUAGAGGAUACCCGCGUCUCAGACGCGUUUAUCAGUUUCUUGAAUAAGCUGGUGGAGCUAGACAUUCCGGAAGCAAGUAAACUUGCAAUCUCGAACAACCUUGACAAAAGCUAUCUUCAAAAUAUUGCAAAACGUUCUCAUUGUUAUCAACAGUUUCAAAGCGUCACCCUCGAUAACUUCGUCUUCUCUGAUAGCGAACUCUACAAGAGCCAGCUAAUUAACGAAAAAACAAUUUAUGACCUUUACGAAAAAGCUGCAGAGCAUUCCCAGUUGAGAUCAUUCUGCUCUAAUAUCAGUUGCUAUCAACCUAGCCUCUAUGAGCACCUACUUCUGCAUAGUCAUCUCAUAGUAGACGUUUUGUUCGGAGAUUAUGGCGCUGUAGCAUCAGACAUGAGGGCUAAAGUGCUUCAACUUUCCAAAAUUAACGACGACGUGGCGAUUAAAGCAGGGCAUGCGGCUGUGCAGAGUGUGAAGCUGUCUUCUGAAAAUAUGGUACCUGACAUGCAGGAGUACAUGAUGAGCCUGGUCGCGGCCAACGAUAAAGUUAUAGAGGUGCUCCUACCGCAGAACAUAUUACAAGAACUUGAUGGGGCUGUUCCCUUUGUGAGUCACCAGAUGGCAACUAGCAGCUCAUUGGGCUUGAAUGUCUUCUUGCUGCCAACUUCCGAUCAAGAGAUUGACCUGGCACUGGUCGAGCCAGUCAUCAAAAUGGCGCAAUUCUUGGACUCCAUUUUGGCGCAAAUGCCCGAAUAUCUGACAGACGAGGUGUUAUUGUAUCUGACAAGUGUUAGCGAGCUGGCAGCCGACUACAACUUUUACAGCUCAACGCCGUCGGAAGAAUACCAAAGCUUUAAAUGCACAUUGUUUGCAUCUGACCGAGUCAACUUCGAUGCCAGUGCCAUAAUCCAGGCCCUGGUGGAUACAAAAAUACCCGAUUUCAAAAUUUUGGAAAUGCUGACGAACACAGAAAAUGUGACAGCAACAAUUACUUUCUUCAAUUGUCGUAUCAUUAAAAAGCUCUUGACAAAUGCCGUGGAUUAUUGCUCGGCAUCUAUUCUCGAUGACAAAAGUAUCGAAUCAUUCAUUUUGAGAACUGUGCGGGAAAAGACAUUGUCAAGUGGAAAGCUUCUUCAGUCGGCGACUAUACUUUCAUCCAUUACCAAAUUCAGCACCUCUGAUGCCUUAACGAAGACAAGAACUUAUUUAGCAUCAGAACUUAUUGGAGCCAAAGUUUCGGAAGCGGUGGAGAGGACCACCAGCGUGCUAAUAUUGCUGAAUAAUCUGCUCAAGCUUGAUGAUUUCACUAACAUUCCCGAGAAUUAUCAACCCAUCGCACCACAACGUCUCAAAAUGAUAUUAAAAGACGUGGACAGAUGGUGUGACAGUGAAUUUUGGUAUGAUGAUUCAUUCUCGGUACUCAGACUUGCCCUGUCGGAAUUUUUGGAGUCCUUGUUAAUUCUACCAUCCUCAUCUGCCCUAGCUAGCUCUCUUUGCAGCCAUGCCCAUCGCAUUGUAAGAGACUGUGUUGAUUUGGUGAGUGCAGGGGGCGUUCCCUAUGCCUGCGAGUUCAAGAUUCGCUCGAUCAGUUUGUAUAGACGCCUGUCAAGUGAGAAAACUAAUGCUAUGUUGGGACUGGGCGACCUUACACCAGGAGAUGAGUCAGAGUUGUUUGACGCUUUGAUGGAGGCUUUUCUUCUACAAGCGGAUUAUAACAAACAUAAUCACUUUUCAUUCGUUUUCUACAGGUCGUUGGGUGACAUUCUGCAUCGCUCGGCAACGUCAAACUUUUCACGGUAUGGUGAUGGGCUCAUGAAGAACAUCACUUUAAGUUCAUCUGAGGUGAACAUAGAUCAGGAAAGACUGGCCGUAAGAGUAUUGAGAGAGUCAAUUCUGUUGGAGCAGCAGACGCUUUUGAUAGACUUUGAGUUUCACAACUCUUCUCAAGACACUGUUGAUGAUGAAUCAGUUAAAAAGUUUCAGCUGCCAACGGAGUUGUUAGAUAAAGUCGAGCAUGAUGCGCCACAUGAGUAUUUGGAAAAUGAGAACGAAUACCUAUUUCUGAAAUAUUUGUGGGGUUGUUAUUUGACUCUGACGUAUUUCAAGAAUAUUUCCUACAACUUGAGGCAGCUGUACGUUGGUCAAUUGAAAGAGCGUGGUUUGAUUUUCAAACUAUUCGAUUUUAUUUCUGACCAGUUAGACCUUGACGACAAGUCAUGGGUACCAUUGGAGGAGUCCUUCAUUCUCGCUUAUGACAUCGAGGGACUGGGACUUUCUUCAUCACAGGAAACCAUUCUUCAAGAGUGUAAGAAUCUUUUGCUGCAUUUGCUUUAUGUGCUUUUCAAAGACAUGGGCGCCAUCACAAGCUCAUGGUGGCUAAAUCUCAAAGAUAGAGCUCUUCAGGCAAAGAUAGAGAAGUUUUCCGCGGCCUACAUUUCUCCAAUUCUGGUCAAACAGGAAUUGGAGGACGUGGGCAAGAAAGCUAAAAAGCUUACGGAUCAGGACGAGACCCUCACUGUGAAGGUAAACAACGUAACAAACGAAAUCAAGGCCGGAUACCUAGUGGACGAGCAGAAGCUCGAAAUAGCGCUGAGACUCCCUUCUAAUUAUCCUUUGAAUAACAUUGAAGUCCAUGGAGUCUCGCGGGUCGGUAUCAGUGAGCAGAAAUGGAAGUCGUGGAUUUUGUCUGCCCAACGAGUCAUGGUUGGCAUGAACGGCUCCGUAAUGGAUUCGCUGGAGCUAUUCACUAAAAACGUAAAUCUGCAUUUUGCUGGAUUCGAAGAGUGUGCUAUCUGUUACUCUAUUUUGCAUGCUGUGGACCGUAAAUUGCCCACCAAAGUGUGUCCCACCUGCAAAAACCGCUUCCACGGCGCCUGUCUGUAUAAGUGGUUCCGCUCUUCUGGCAACAACACAUGCCCUCUGUGCCGUAGUGAGAUUCCAUUUAGAAGGUGA